This is a messenger RNA of Egretta garzetta (little egret), 2762 nucleotides long. RefSeq names its product synaptic vesicle glycoprotein 2A (gene SV2A). Gene Ontology annotation, molecular function: transmembrane transporter activity. NCBI's taxonomy places the organism in Eukaryota, Metazoa, Chordata, Aves, Pelecaniformes, Ardeidae. The transcript is spliced from 10 exons. The record is from RefSeq and is a predicted model, not a curated record. Gene Ontology annotation, biological process: chemical synaptic transmission; transmembrane transport. Gene Ontology annotation, cellular component: membrane.
CGCCGGUGGGUUUGGGCUCCAGGCAGAGGGAGGCAAACGAGCGCUGCAGCUCGCGCUCAGCCACGUUCUCAGACACUGGAGAAUCCACCUCGGAUCCCACCCUCAGGGCAAGGGGGGGUCUAAGCCCUGCUGAAACGUGGGUGCCUGUCAGAGCUCCCAUCCUCCAAGCGAGGGGAGAGGGCACCUGAGGGGGGAUGGCACGGAUCCGGUGUCCCCCAGAGCUGUCCCCAUCCUGGCCCCCACUGCGGGUGCCCCAAGCUGGGCUCGUUACGCCCAGGUGCCUGCCCUGGGGUGAGCCCCCCAGCCACCUUGCCAUGGGGCAGGGGUGCCCCAAAUCCUCCCAUUUCCACCCAAGAUGGGGAAAAGGUCCUGCGGGUGCUGGUGGGGGGAGCUCGGAGUGGAGCAAAGCCUAGGGUGAGGUGGGGUGCGGGGCUGUUCCCAUCCUAAAAUGGCCCCUGCUUAUGUCUGGGCUCCUCAGGUCCGGGCCAGCCUCUGGGGUCCCCCCGUGUCCCCUCCCAGCCGGUGCCACGCGGAUGGGUAGCGCCGUCGCCUGUCUCCUCGCAUCCCACCGUGGUCCCCGGGUGUGAGGGAGCAGCCCCCGACACAGAGACCCCCCUCCCCAUCCCGGCGUCCCAGCCGAUCCCACCGGCACCAUGGAUGAGAGCUUCCGAGACCGGACGGCGUUCAUCCGGGGCGCCAAGGACAUCGCCAAGGAGGUGAAGAAACAUGCGGCCAAGAAGGUGAGCAAGGGCAUGGACCGCAUGCAGGACGAGUACACCAAGCGCUCCUACUCCCGCUUCGAGGAAGAGGAGGAUGAUGAAGACUACCCACCCCAGGAUGGCUACUACCGGGGGGGCGAGGGGGCCAAUGAAGAGGAGGGGGCUUCCAGCGAUGCCACUGAGGGUCACGACGAGGAGGAUGAGAUCUACGAAGGCGAAUACCAGGGCAUCCCCCGGCACGACUCGCUGAAAACUGGGGAGCGGCUGGGGGCCGAGGCGGCCGUCGGCGCCUUCGAUGACAGCGAGGGACAGCGGCGGAAGGACAAGGAGGAGCUGGCGCAGCAGUACGAGCUCAUCCUGCAGGAGUGCGGCCACGGCCGCUUCCAGUGGACCCUCUACUUUGUCCUGGGACUGGCCCUCAUGGCCGACGGCGUGGAGGUCUUCGUGGUGGGCUUCGUCCUGCCCAGCGCCGAGAAGGACAUGUGCCUCUCCGACUCCAACAAGGGCAUGCUGGGUGAGGAGGGGACGGGGGGCACUGGGAGACCUGGGGGGAGGGGAGCAGUGCGGCCAGCCCGCCUGGGCCGAAGGCAGUGCCUCCUCAUCUCCCUCUCCGUCAACAGCGUCUUCGCCUUCUUCUCCUCCUUCGUCCAAGGCUACGGCACCUUCCUCUUCUGCCGCCUCCUCUCGGGCGUGGGCAUCGGUGGCUCCAUCCCCAUCGUGUUCUCCUACUUCUCGGAGUUCCUGGCGCAGGAGAAGCGUGGGGAGCACCUGAGCUGGCUCUGCAUGUUCUGGAUGAUCGGGGGCAUCUACGCCUCCGCCAUGGCUUGGGCCAUCAUCCCCCACUAUGGCUGGAGCUUCCAGAUGGGCUCAGCGUACCAGUUCCACAGCUGGAGGGUCUUCGUCCUGGUCUGCGCCUUCCCCUCGGUCUUCGCCAUCGGGGCACUCACCACCAUGCCCGUGAGCCCAGGCUCUGCCUUGCAGAACGGGAAGCACGACGAGGCCUGGAUGGUGCUGAAGCAGGUCCAUGACACCAACAUGAGGGCCAAGGGCCACCCUGAGAGGGUCUUCUCGGUCACCCACAUCAAGACCAUCAAGCGGGAGGACGAACUCAUCGAGAUCCAGUCGGACACCGGCACAUGGUACCGGACCCCUCGUGUCCCCUCCUCGCCGCUCGUGUCCCCUCCUCGCCGCUCGUGUCCCCUCCUCACCGCUCGUGCCCCCCCCCCAUAGGUCUGGAGCAAUUUCCAGCAGUGCUUUGCACCCGAGUACCGCCGCGUCACGCUGAUGAUGAUGGCCGUGUGGUUCACCAUGUCCUUCAGCUACUACGGGCUGACGGUCUGGUUCCCGGACAUGAUAAAGCACCUGCAGAACAUCGAGUACGCCUCACGCACCAAGCUCUUCACCCGCGAGAAGGUCCGGCACUUCACCUUCAACUUCACCUUGGAGAACCAGAUCCACCAGGGCGGGGAGUACUUCAAUGACAAGUUCAUCGGCCUGAAGAUGAAGUCAGUGACGUUUGAGGACUCGCUCUUUGAGGAGUGCUACUUCGAGGACAUCACCUCCAGCAACACCUUCUUCAAGAACUGCACCUUCAUCUCCACCGUCUUCUACAACACAGAUCUCUUUGAGUACAAGUUCAUCAACAGCCGGGUGGUGAACAGCACCUUCCUGCACAACAAGGAGGGCUGCCAGCUGGACUUCAGCGACGACAACAACGCCUACAUGAUUUACUUCGUCAGCUUCUUGGGCACCUUGGCCGUCCUCCCCGGGAACAUUGUCUCGGCCCUCCUCAUGGACAAGAUCGGCCGCCUCCGCAUGCUGGCCGGCUCCAGCGUGAUGUCCUGCGUCAGCUGCUUCUUCCUCUCCUUCGGCAACAGCGAGUCGGCCAUGAUCGCGCUGCUCUGCCUCUUCGGCGGCGUCAGCAUCGCCUCCUGGAACGCCCUCGACGUGCUCACCGUGGAGCUCUACCCCUCCGACAAGAGGUGCGGGUGGCCCCAUGGCCAGCGCCCCCCAGGGGGUGAGGUGUCGGGUGCUGGGGGGUGA